Molecule: messenger RNA, 2518 nt
Organism: Drosophila navojoa
Lineage: Eukaryota; Metazoa; Arthropoda; Insecta; Diptera; Drosophilidae
Source: RefSeq, a predicted model, not a curated record
AAUAAUUGGAAAAAGAAAAAAAAAGUCAAACAAAAAAGUUUGUUCAAUUGUCAAGUUAGGAGAUAUAUCAUUGGCCUCUACUCCAUCGCUGACAUCGAGGAAUGGACGAAUUCGCUGAUGUGGAAAAAUCGUUGCGUUGGUAUCGCAACAUGUCCGAGGAGCAGCUCCAGGCAUGCGAUGCACUGUUGUAUGCCCUGCGCGACGAUAUUGAUGAGCACACAACGUAUCGGGUGGAGGAGUGCCUCAAGCUGCUGGGCCUGUAUCCGUGUCCCAGCUCGAAGCAGCUGAAGCUCAUCGUAAACAUAAGUCGAGGCAGUGACUUGGCGUUCCUCUGGUUUCUGUGGGAGGCGUACUACAAGGAGCGGCGUCCCUCUGAUUCGGUGACACAGACAUACAGAUGCAAUGAGCAGCUCCUGUUGACGGGCAUCGCCCAUCUGGACAUGGCGAUGACUAAGCGAGGCCUAGACAAGAUCUUGCCAUUGCCGGAGCAUGGGAAAAAGUAUCAGCAGCGUCUGCGCCGCCAUCAGGAGAAGCUGGCCCGGAAGGAGAGGAGACAGGCGCAGCAGCGGCUGUGUCGACUCAAUGAGCCGGCCGAUGAUUCGCCAUACAUGAAGCCGCAGGUGCGACCCAGGCGCUUCGUACCCCUGGCCAAGGCAUUCGACCCCAAUGAGCGUAAGCAGCCCUCCAGUGCCAACGAUAUACCCAACGAGCAGACCCGUUGGUUCGCCGACUACGAAUUGUCGCCGAUCAAGCGCGAGGUCAAGAAAUGCCUAUUGCAAGCGAUCGAUCAGGUCUUUGGCAAGGAGCACAGAACAGAGGAUAAAUCGCUGUGCAAUGUGCAUCGCAUGGUGCAACGCGACCUCGUCCGAAAGCAAUAUGAGCUGACCACAGAUGCACUGCAUCGCUGCCUGGAAAUGGUGGAAGUGCAGAGCCGGGCGAAGCGCGUGCGCAGGGAACGCAUCGUGCGUCAAUUGGAGCGCGAGGUCAUGCAGGCCGCCAAGAAAUUGGAGAUGCACCGCAUGCAGCAGCUGAUGAAGGUGCAGAAGUCGAUGCGCGAGGAAGCCCAUUCGUGCAAGGGUCACUGCAAAAUGUGUGUGCAGCUGGUCGCAAUGCCGGAGACGAUCAGCCCGACGGAUGCCAAGGAGGGCGGCUGCAUUUUGCCCCUGCUAAUGGCAAGUCAAUCGAACAGCGCCAUAUCGUACGGUCAUCCGGCGCCCCAUCCGAAGGAUCUGAACAGCAUACACGUCAUGACAAUGGGCAAGGAGCACGAGCACAAGACCAUUCAGCUGCUAAGGGACGACAGCUACAGCUGUCCGGGGCCACCGGCUAAGCCAGUGGUGCAGCCAGUGGUGCAGCCAGUGGUGCAGCCAGUGGUGCAGCCAGAGGUAUGCCUGAGGCCAGCGCCCAAAGUGGUUGAGGAUGUUGCUCCGGAGGUGCCGUCGACGGGCUCGUCCAGUUCGCAAGGAGACGAGCAUUGCUUCCGGCGUUGCAUGCCCACCGGCUGGCUGGCCUGGAACUUCUUUCGGAUCUAUGGACCUGCGGCUCAACAAUCCGCGGCGGAUCUGAGGUACACCGAUCCGCAGCCGAUAAUACGCAGCUAUUGCGUGGCGGCGCUGCAGAAGGCCAUGGAGGGCGAAAAGGAGAGGCAGGCGGCGAAGAUCUAUGGCAAGAAGUAUAUGGAGCGGAUUCUCUGGCAGCAGCGGCACGUCUCCAGCGUGGCACUCGAAGCCGCCGUGAAGAGUGCACGGCAAGCGUUUCGCGCUGGCCUGGCAGAGCCUGUGGAGUCUCCUCCGCCUCCGCGUGAUUCAUCGGAGCGUUUGCAAGUGACCAAUAUCGAUCCGGAGAAUCGUAAAGAGCUGUCGGAGCUGCUCAACAGCGCAAUGGACAUCCUGAGGAAUGAUUCACGCUAUGUGCUCGUCACCCUGCCCAAUGCCCACAAGAUGCCGGAGCUGUUGGACUGGGUGGCGCGGCGCUACGGCAAGGUCAUCAGGCAUGAUGCAAUGCCCACGCUGACAACGAAACAAGUGCUCGCCCUGCUGAAAGCUUAUCGGCCCCUUGAACAGUUUCCCAAGCCCAACGACGUCGAAUUCCGCUGUACACCCGACGCCGACUGCGACGAUAAGACGUUCCUAUGCCGGUUUGAGCAAAUGCGCAAAGACUAUCACAAUCGAUUGAAUGAGCAGGAUCUGCAGGAUUCACGCAUCACUUGGCUCGCCUUGCGCAACUAUGCCCAGAGGCCGAUCAUACAUCCGAAGACCUACUUUUCCUAUAUACCGUCCAGCCAGAGGGACUUCACACGGCGCAAUCUCUGGCUAUCGUUCCAGUUCCGUCCCCUCGACUCGUUGCGCAAAGGUCCCUUUCACAAGUGAAUUUAUUUACUGCAGACACUGUCCCCGCUGCAAUGUCGCAUAAAUUGCGGCUGGCUGGCGCAUCCUCCCCCCACGCCCACAAUUUGUGCGACAUUGCAACGGGGUCGGACUCCGCCUUAAAGCCAUUUUCAUUUCAUUUCAUUUAAUUG